This is a messenger RNA of Andrographis paniculata, 2356 nucleotides long. Its product is annotated as D-3-phosphoglycerate dehydrogenase 1, chloroplastic-like. NCBI's taxonomy places the organism in Eukaryota, Viridiplantae, Streptophyta, Magnoliopsida, Lamiales, Acanthaceae. The coding region runs from base 416 to 2203 and encodes 595 amino acids. The record is from RefSeq and is a predicted model, not a curated record. Gene Ontology annotation, cellular component: chloroplast stroma. Gene Ontology annotation, biological process: L-serine biosynthetic process. Gene Ontology annotation, molecular function: phosphoglycerate dehydrogenase activity; NAD binding. The transcript is spliced from 5 exons.
ACAAAAGGCGAAAAAGAAGCACAAUUUUUUAGAGAGAGGAGUAUAAACCCUAUCGCUCAACCAACCGAUCGACCGCCGUCUUCAUCUUUCUUCGUCUUUCCACUCUGCGCAACAGCCUUCAUCGUCUUCGCCAACAACUUCACCCUCCUCCUCAUAGACGUCGGAUUUGCUGCUUUUGCAACCACCACAGUGGCCGCCGACGGCCUUUUGCACGAGUGGCAGCAACGCGGAUCGGCUCUCGGACUGUAAGUGCUGUUCGUCUCUGAUCUAUCACAGUAUCGUCAAACUCGUGGCCUAGGUGAUAAUGGUGAGGCAGGAAUUUUGGUAGAAGUAGCCUGCAAUUUUAUCGGCGUAGGAUCGGGCUCGUGUGCAAAUCCGACCGCACUCAGAAUUACUCCAAAACAGAGUCUCGAUAAUGGCGGCUUCAGUUUCCUUCACCAGCGUUAAACCCUCCGCCGCCGUCUCAGGUCUCCGCCGCCGUCCCCUUUCCGCCGCUUUCGGCGUCACCACCAUCUCUGUUCGCCACAACCCCGACCAAAACCGCCGUUUCGUUGUCUAUUCAUUAGACGCGAAGCCUACCAUUUUGGUAGCCGAAAAGCUGGGCGAUGCAGGGGUGAAUCUCUUGAAGGAAUUCGCGAAUGUGGACUGCUCGUAUAACCUCAGUCCGGAGGAGCUCUGCACCAAAAUCUCGCUGUGCGACGCGCUGAUUGUGAGAAGCGGGACUAAAGUCGGCCGCGAGGUGUUCGAAUCAUCAGGUGGACGGCUUAAAGUGGUUGGAAGAGCUGGAGUAGGAAUCGAUAAUGUAGAUCUGGCAGCAGCCACGGAGCACGGGUGUUUGGUGGUGAACGCCCCCACUGCGAAUACUGUUGCUGCUGCUGAGCACGGAAUCGCACUGUUAACCGCCAUGGCUAGAAAUGUUGCUCAAGCCGAUGCAUCGGUUAAAGCUGGUAAAUGGGAGAGGAACAAAUACGUGGGCGUUUCCCUCGUCGGCAAGACACUUGCUGUGCUCGGUUUUGGGAAGGUUGGCUCGGAAGUUGCGAGACGAGCAAAGGGCCUCGGUAUGCACGUAAUUGCACAUGAUCCGUAUGCUGCUGCUGACAGAGCCCGAGCAAUCGGUGUAGAUCUUGUAAGCUUCGAUGAAGCAAUGGCAACUGCUGACUUCAUCUCACUGCACAUGCCGCUGACUGCGUCGACGUCAAAAAUGUUGAACGAUGAAACUUUUGCAAAGAUGAAAAAGGGUGUCAGGAUCGUCAAUGUUGCGCGCGGAGGAGUGAUCGAUGAAGAUGCACUGGUGAAGGCGCUCGACUCUGGCAUUGUGGCACAGGCUGCGCUCGAUGUUUUCACGGUAGAGCCGCCGGGAAAGGACAGUAAAUUGGUGCUACACGCGAAUGUAACUGCGACUCCACAUCUUGGAGCCAGUACAAUGGAAGCUCAGGAAGGAGUAGCCAUUGAAGUAGCCGAAGCUGUCGUUGGAGCCUUGAAGGGAGAGCUGGCUGCCACUGCAGUCAAUGCACCAAUGGUUCCUGCUCAGGUUCUCACAGAGCUGAAGCCUUACGUCGUUCUUGGUGAAAAACUCGGCCGACUCGCAGUCCAACUAGUAGCUGGUGGGGAGGGAGUAAAAUAUAUAAAAAUCACAUACGCAUCUGCCCGAGCUCCCGACGAUCUCGACACCCGUCUGCUCCGAGCCAUGAUAACCAAAGGUCUGAUAGAGCCAAUAUCAAGUGUCUUCGUCAACCUGGUGAACGCCGAUUUCACCGCAAAGCAGAGAGGGCUCCGUAUAAUCGAAGAGCGCGUAAUCCUCGACGGGUCUCCCGAGCGCCCCCUGGAGCUAAUCCAGGUGCAAAUAGCGAACGUCGAGUCGAAAUUCCCGAGCUCAAUAUCCGACAGCGGCGAGAUCCGGGUCGAGGGCCGGGUCAAAGAUGGGGUCCCUCACUUGACGAUGGUUGGGUCGUUCGACGUCGAUGUGAGCUUGGAAGGUAGUAUCAUACUGUGCAGACAAGUCGAUCAGCCGGGCAUGAUAGGAAAAGUCGGUUCAAUUCUUGCGGAGGAAAACGUUAAUGUGAGCUUUAUGAGCGUCGGGAGGAGCGCUCCGAGGAAGCAGGCGGUGAUGGCGAUCGGAGUUGACGAGGAACCGAGUAAGGUGUCGUUGAAGAAGAUUGGGGAGAUCCCUGCCAUUGAGGAAUUUGUUUACCUUAAGUUGUAGUAUGUGUGUUGUGACUGUUGUUGUUUGCUGUUUUGUCUUGAAUUUUGUUGUCUUGUUGUGUGGCUGUUGUUACUGUGGUUGUUUUUGUCGUUGUCCUCGUCGCUUCCGUCGCAAAUUUUAUUUCGAGGGAUUUUGAUUUUAACCGAUUUGACA